Messenger RNA from Homarus americanus (American lobster), 1893 nucleotides. RefSeq lists its product as uncharacterized. Gene Ontology annotation, molecular function: protein binding. The record is from RefSeq and is a predicted model, not a curated record. The coding region runs from base 3 to 1535 and encodes 510 amino acids. Gene Ontology annotation, cellular component: mitochondrion. Lineage: Eukaryota; Metazoa; Arthropoda; Malacostraca; Decapoda; Nephropidae. The transcript has 12 exons.
AGAUGUCGUCUGCAGCAAGCGGGUCACUGCAGGACCGAACCUUGAAUAAAGUAGCUUUGUGCUCGGCCGUGUUUGCAGGAUUCGCCUACGUUGGAUAUUCUUACGCUAAAACAGCUUUUUGCAGAAAGUUAGCGCGCAAACACGACCUCCGUGACGAAGAUGAGACAGAGGUAUCGAGAGUGGUGUUCCGAAGGCUUUCUCAGACCACGCAGACAGAUGCACUCCUCGGGAACUUGGACGUCAGUGGCACAUCUGGGAAGCUCAUCAUACGCCCAAAGACAGUUCAGGAGAGAAUUCGUGAGUUGAACUUGAAGGCGCGUCAGUUUGCCGACACAUUCAUAGCAAUCCAGACAGGCAAUGGCCAUGCAGGUCAUACAGGUCAUGCUGUCUCUCGCAACUCUGCUAUCCAUGACCCCAAGAGCUUACAGUGUUCACCUUGGAAUUCCCCCCGCCUCUUGAGUCCUGUUGAUGUGAGACACUUGAUAACCUCCAGAUCAACAGAGAACCUCACUCACAUACCCCCAGAUGGCUCACCCUGCAGACCUAAGUGGGUGCGCAGAAGCUUACGUAAGAAAAAAACGGAGCAGAACAAUGACCCGGAUGGAAAGAUGAGACAGAGAAGAGUGGAGGAAGAAGCAAUGCAGCUGUACAACAGCACAAAACCUGAGUUAACACAGAGACUUGACACCCUCAGCAGUAGAGGCAGGGUGCUGACACCUUACGAGGCUAAGAGUCUGGUAGCGCUGUUAUACUCGGAAGACAAGUCACUGGUAGAGAGGACCCUGGCCACCAUUGCCAACUGUGCUGCCUUCAGUGUUAAUUUGGAUUUUUUGCGAGAAAUGGGUUGUAUUCAUCGGUUGACGAGUUUGCUGGAUGACACGGAAGUUCGGUUGCCAGCAGUCCAAACUCUGGGAAAUGUAGUUUUAUCAGAAGAAAACAUUCGACAGGCCAAAGACUGCCUUCCCAUCCUCAUGGGGUUCGUUCAGAAUAGUCACGCUGACGAUGCUCUCCGCCUGGCUUCCUUGGUUGUCCUCACAAAUAUUGCUACCAUUAGUGAGUGGCAUGAUGAGUACUGCCCACUACUACACAGACUGUAUCAUCUUGUGGAUAGCCCUAACCUCCACAUCCAACUCCAGAGCUUAAGACUGUUAGUCAACCUGUCUUGCAACCGUGAGAUGAUCCCCUCUCUGCUGGCAGCUGAGGGUCCAAGAAAACUGAGCUCAUUAGUGGUAUCAACGACCAACGAGGCAAUUCUCUUGCGUGUGCUGACCUUGUUGGCCACCCUGGCAAAUACAGUGUGCGAGGAUGCUCUCAACCCAAGCCUUGACCUGCCCCCGGAAGACAAGGCAGCGGCACCCGACACCAUACACGCUGAUGCUUCCCCCACAAGCAUGCGAGGCGACAGGUAUGCUCGUCUGUUUGGAGUCAAUGUGCGAGAUCGUCUGCUGGCACAAACACAAGCUUUAAUUGAUGAUCAAGAGGACCCAGAAAUUCAGCGACAAGCCACCAGACUGUACAGGGCACUUAAGGACUAAGUUAUUAACUUUUAUUUAUCAUUUCUGUUUAAUAUAACAUUUUGAUGGACUUGUGAGAGAUGCAUUCCAUGUAUAGAUUUGUCAUAUUUUUUGCUAUUGAAUUUUUUUUCUCUUAAUGUCUGCACUCAAUUUGAAAUAACCUACCAAUAAUUAAUAUCUUUAUAAAUUUGGAUUUAGUGGUAGAAUUAAAAAAUAAAAAGAAAUAGUCACUGUUAAUUAUAACUUAUUUGUAAAACUAGUGAAGACUUUAGUUUGUAUUGAACAGUGAAUUGAUGGUGUGUGGAGGGAGAGUAAAACUUGAUCUCAUAGUUGGACUCCUGGGAAAUCAGGCAGUAAAUCAUAUUUUUAGAACAAAUCA